This is a messenger RNA of Penicillium waksmanii, 705 nucleotides long. RefSeq lists its product as uncharacterized. The transcript has 2 exons. NCBI's taxonomy places the organism in Eukaryota, Fungi, Ascomycota, Eurotiomycetes, Eurotiales, Aspergillaceae. Bases 1 to 705 code for a protein of 234 amino acids. The record is from RefSeq and is a predicted model, not a curated record.
AUGUUCACUUCACAUGUAGAAGCUAGGAGGCUACAUCCACCCCCAGAACGACCCCGCAAAGCGCUUCGGUCCCCGCAUCGCCAGAUUGCCUUCCGCAACGAAUAUAUCGCGACCUCACAAACACGUCUGGUUCUCAAACCACAAGGCGACGCUCAGUCAGCCGUUUCAUUCAAGAUCGUUGACGACGAAGAUAGUUCGGUGAAGUUCACUGUGAGUGGCAGAAAGUAUGGCGAUCGCUCUUGUCGAGAAUUUCGUGACUCUUCAGGACUCCCCCUAUUUGAACUUCACCAGAAAGCCGUUUUUACGCAUUCCUGGUUCAUCACAUUGCCCGGAAGCGAUCAUGCAAGUAUAGCCAAAGCUGCACCAAAAUGGUCCUUUAUUCACGGGCUUGAUGACUUUAGCCUAUCAUUCGAGAAUCAAGCUGCCGUGGAUGGGAAAGCACAAGAAGAGAGACGGGUCAAAUUGAAUAUCGAGAGACAUGGUAGCAUCCUAGCGUUGUAUGAUGUUGUGGACGGAGAUAGGAAGGUGGCGGUAGUGAGGGAAAGUAUAGAGCACAACGAGACUUUGCCCUUUAUGAACUCUCGAUGGCGCAGGUAUAAACCUAUUCUCGAGGUCACUGUGACUUCUGGAGCGGACACAUCAAUGGCUGCUGCCAUUGCCGUGAUUCUAUCAGAUUGGGUGUUUAAAACAGGUUGGAUGAUCUAG